CUUUCUUUCUUCCUUCCUUCCUUCCUUUUCUUUCUUCCUUUUCUUUCUUCCUUUUCUUUAUACUUUAUUUUAUACUUUACCUUAUAUUUUAUACCAUCUCGCCAGCGACUACUUUAUACUUCUUUAGUUCCCCACAACAAACUCCACCCUUUCCAGUCCUUUACAUUCGUUCGCACUAGUCAACUAAUCCUACCAUACGAUACACUUUGCAAGCCUCAACUACAAACCAUACGAUAAAAAAAACACCACCACCACCACCACCACCGACAUCACCAACAACAGACGCUUGUUAAGAACAAACAAAAGACGAAGAAUAAAUAUAAAAAUAUAAAGACGUAACAUGUGGAUUAUUUCUCGAGUUUUUGGAGAGUCUCGGUGGACACGCGCAAUAUUCUGUCUCAGUGUUAUACAGGCUGUUCUUGCAAUUGUAUUUGAAGCCGUUAUCUUCCAAUCCCAUCAAACAGAAAUCGCUGGAAUCGAACGACUAUUGUCUUCAGAAAAAAACCUUGAAGACAGUCUUGGAACUGUUCAAGCCAAUGCCAGGUCACUCUUGGUUUAUUUUAUUUUAUUCAUGCUCGCACAAGUAUUUACGGUUGUACUUGUUGUUGACGCCAUUUACCAAAAAAAUACCAUUCAGCUUAUUGCGCUGGUCGCAUUUGAACUUGGUAUGACAGCCUACUCUGUUAUUCAAUACCACCAAUCCGCAACCCUCUUCAACCCUUUGGAAGCAAGUGGGAAACUAGUGAUUGACUACCUCGGUACAUCUUACCAUGCCUCAAAGUGGGCAGAAAUCACCCAAAUCUGUGUCAUGAUUGUCUGUAGUAUGAUCUUUGUGUUCCUGGCCUACAAACUCUACCUCGAGUUUGGUUGGCACAUUUACAAGAAAAUUGGCGCCGAUUUAGCUAUGCGAGAUCGUUACAAGAUGUAUCAGAUCUUCAUGAUGCUUCUCAAGUUUGACUUCUUCUUCUUCCUCGGCUUCUCUGUUCAAUACCUUGUCUUGAUGGUUGUGGCAUGGUGGCCAGAAGCAACCACGGAUGACAAGUGGAGAGUGCUUAUACAACAACUAGUUGAACAUAUCAUACUCAGUUGUGUAUUUUCAAUUGCCAUGAUUAUUUCCGCAUUCUGGGGUUUGAUACGUGAAAGGAAGAUCCCCAUGUACGCUUUUAUUCUAUUGUCCCUCGCAAGCAUGGGAUACUUUAUCUACAUGGUCACUCAAGUCGCAAUGUACCCUUCAAAAUACCUUGGUUCAAGAGUAUUCUUGACAUUCUUUUUGUGUGUCGACAUGGCCCUUAUCUUGGUGUCUGUUCCAGUCUCUGUAAUCUGUCUAAGAAACUUUAAUCAUGGAUUAAAUAGUCACAUCACUCACGCAACUGCUGCCUCUGGGUCAAAUCACAACAUGACUACCAUUGGACAUGAGAAACCAGAGUCAAGACGUUGGUCAAUUGAAUAAUGAAAAAUAAUAAUAGUAAUAAUAAUAAUAAAUCAAAGAGUAACUCACUCACUCACUCCCACUUAUACACACACACACACACUCUCUCUCCGAUAUAUAUAUAUACAUAAAUAUCGAUAUUAGCUUUAUACUCCUUUACUCCUACACUCCUACACUCCUACACUUCUACACUUCUACAAACACUCUCCUUCGCAAAUAAACCUAUAUAUUAAACUAUAU
Molecule: messenger RNA, 1669 nt
Organism: Phycomyces blakesleeanus NRRL 1555(-)
Lineage: Eukaryota; Fungi; Mucoromycota; Mucoromycetes; Mucorales; Phycomycetaceae
Exons: 8
Coding region: 341-1450 (369 amino acids)
Cellular component (GO): Golgi apparatus
Source: RefSeq, a predicted model, not a curated record